AUGCCACACAUCACAGCAUCGCCGCAAAGGACGCAAGCAAUCGGAGCAACACGAAGAGAGGAAACCAGAGCAACGCAAGGAAGGGGGAGGAACAGGGGAGGAGGAGGGGAGGAGACCAAGGGAAGGGAGAAAAGGAGACCCGAACCAGAGCGGGGGGCGGGCGCGACGGGCGGCGGAGACGAGAGGGGCCAGAACGCGGGAAGUCGGGAAGGCGGGGGAAGCGAGACAAACACACGAAAAGGAGGGAGGACGAGAGGGGAGGGGCGCCAAGGCGAAAGAAGACACGAGACAGGAAGAACAACAACGAGAGGCAAGCAGGAGGGGCAACAAGCACGAAAGGACAGGGGGGGAAAGACGAGCGGAGCAAGCAGGACGGCGCGGCAACAACGAGAAGAAGGGGCACCGGGCGGAGGGGACAACAGCCGAGGACAAGAAGGACGGCAGCGGAGGGGACACACGGGGCAAGAAGCAGGAAAGGAAGAGGGACCGAGCGCGGGGAGCGAAAGGACAAAACCCGAAGGCGGGCCAGACCGGCAACGGCGACAGGGGACAACCGCAGGAAGGGAGCAGGGAAGGCAGGAAGCGCCCCGGGCCGGGGCCAAGGGGGAAAAGGGGCGAAAAGGGCAGCGCCCGCCAACGGAGGAAGGGGCAGCACCGAGAGAAACGCACCGGCAGCAACGAAGAAGGGGCGGGGGCAGGAGCACGCGACGGACGCACGGACAAAAGCGCGGGAAACGGCGACAAGGACGAAAAGCGGGGGGGAACCAGGGGGAGGGGGAAGGGACGGGAAGAAGCAGGGGCGGACACCGCAAGGAAGGCGGGACAGCAGGGGGAAGCAAGCAGAGCGCAGAGGCAAGACGCGCAGCGGGGGAGAAGGCAAGAAAGCAGGGGCGACCAACCGCAACGCAGGAGAAGAAGGGGAGAGAGGCGGAGGAAACGCGAGGAGGGGAAAAACCGACGAAGGCGGGCCGGCGGAGGGAGCAAGGAAGGCGGGGGGAAGGGGACGAAGAGGGAGAGGGCAAGCCGGCCAACAGGGGGGAAGAAGAGGGGAGGAGGCAACAGGGGCCGAACCACGAGAAAAGCGCGGGGCCGCGCGAGCGCGGACGGACGCGGGCGGGGGCGGCAGAGCAGGCCGGCAGGAGCAGGACCGAAAGGGGGCGAAGGACGCAAACGCGGGCAAAGGAGGAAAACGAAGCGAGCGGAGCCGCGGCGCCAAGACACCGAAAGGGGACGGGGAGGGCGGCGAACGAAAAGAGGCGAGGCACCCCCCCCCCCCCGCGAGACGCGCAGCGCAGGCGAGCGGGACCAACAAGGGGGAGCAGAGCCAAGACCGGGAGCGGGAAAGGCGGGGCAGGGACGGCCGGGGAGAGCCCGAGGCAAAAGCGCGGGAAAAGCGGGCAGAGGGCGGGGCACGGGGGGGGAAAAAGGGAAAAGGAACAGGCGCAGCGCGCCAAACAACGGGCAGGGAGGCGGGCGAAAGGGGAGGACGGGAAGGGAAGAAGGCAGGCGCGCCGAGGCGCCAGGCAGGAGGAAAGGGGGGACGGCAGAACAACCGGACCAAGCACAAGCAGGAGGGCGAAGGCGCAAGCAGCCGCACAGGGAGCAGGAGCGCCACAGAGGAGACGAAAACCAAAAGACCAGGACGCCGCAGAAGAAGAGACAAGAGCGAAGCGGGACAAGGGAGCAAGAAAGAGGCGCGACAACGCGCGGGAGGAGGCCCGGGGGCCAAGAGGCCGAAAAGGCAAGAAGGCGAGGGAAGGGGGAAGGGCCGAAGGAGGGGGGAGAAGGAGACGAGCAAGAAAAGGACAACAAGCGGACAAGGGCGAGGAAAAAAGGCGAAGAGGGCAAAAGGCGGCCAAAGGAAGCAAGCAGGGAGAGGGAACGCAGAGGCACCAGACGGAGGGGCGAGGGAGCAGAGCGGGGAAAAGAACGCACGGAGAAGGAAAGGAAGCGGAAGAGCCGGCGGGGGCGACCGAAAGCAGGGGAAAGGAAGGGGAGGGCAAGGAGGGACAGGCGAGAGAGGAAAACAACAAGCACGGCCAAAAGGGGCAGGGAGCGCAAGGCGGAGGAGGGCGAACAGGAACCAAAAGAGGCCGAAGAGGCAGAAACAAGAAACAGGGCGCGCGGGGCAAAGCAAGCAGCAGCAACAGCCAACAGGGCGAAAGCGAACGCGGGGGAGGGGAGCGGAGGAACAAGAGGCACGAGGGGGCAGGAAAAGGAAAAGAGGCAGGAGAAAGAACAACGGGCAAGAGCCACAACGGGCGAGCCACCGAAAGAAGCAGGAGAACGGCCCGCAAACCGCAAAAGCGGAAACCAGGGACGCGCAGCGAGGGGCGAGAAGGGCCGAAAGCCAGGACACGGCAAGGCGAAACGGGCCACAGCCCAGAGGAAGCAAACAGCAAGAGAACAAGGCGACCACAAGGCCCGCAAAAGAGACGGGAGAAAGAGAGAAAAGAAGCGACAAACCGGAAGCAGCAAACGCCAGAAAGGAAGGAAGAAGGAAGGCAAGGGGAGGAAACGAAACGGCGGACACAGGCGCAACCGAAAGGAGCGCCGCAAGCGCGAGCGCAGAAGACGAAAGCACGGAGGAGGAGAAAGGACGGCGGGGCCGAGGCAGGCAAGAGGCAGACGAACGAGGGCGCAGGGCAGAGGAAGACGAGGGAAAGGGCAGGCAGCCGCGGGGAGGCAGCGGAGGCAAGGGCGGGGAGAAGGGGACCGCCAAAGGAAGCGGGCACCGAAAGGAGGAGGAGGGGCAAGGGGAGAAAGAGCACGGACGCCAAACGCAAGGAGGAGAACGCGCGGCGCAGGCGGAGCGAGAAGGAACGAAAGCAAGGGCGGAGGGAGAACAAGAGGCGAGGCAGGCGAAGGAGCAGCGGGAGAAAGAGGGGCGCGCGCGAAAGGAGCGGGCACAGCAAAAGAGAAGAGAGAGCAAGAACGGCGGGAAGGGGGGAGAAAGGCAAGAAGGCAGCCAACCGAAGGGAGAGAAGGAGGAAGGAAGCCAGACGGCCCGGGGAAAGAACGGGAAGGGGGGGAACCCCAGCGCCGCGGCACAAGGCGAAGGGAACAAAGCCACGAAGGCAGAGGCACACGAAAGCGGCGAGGCCGCAGGGGGGCAAGGACCCACCCAGGGGGCGGAGCCGAGGAGGGGAGGGAACAAGGGCGAAACACCACAAGCAACAAGCCAACCGAAAGGGACGGCGGGACAACGAAGGGGGGAAGCGGGAAAGAAGAAAGCGAGGAAGGGCAAGCCGAGACAAAGCGAGGGCAAAAGGAAGGGACCAAAGGGCAAGAAACAGAAGCACGCCAGAAAAAGGGGCAGCCGAACGGGAACACGCAAGCCAACAAAAAGACGAAGGGGAACCAGAGGCAAGAGCGGCCGAAAGGCACACGAAAGAAGCCGGCACAAGGAAGCGCAAGAAGCGGACAAAGCAGACAACCCGAAAGAGCCGGCAAAAGAGCGGGGGAGGGCAAGGGAGGGACGGGGCCAGCAGAAGAAGAGGGGGGGAGGACCCAGAACCGCGGCCAAGAGCAGGAGGGGAAAGGAGGCAGCGGCGGAAACAAACCAAGCAGCGCAAGCAGGAGGAAAAGCGGCCGCAGGAAGAGCAACGGAAGAAAGAGAAGGCGAAAGGCGGGGCCAGCAGCCAGGAGGAGGAGCGCACAGCAAGGGAGAGAGAGGACCGAGGAGGAGGCGGGGAGACGCGAGGGGAGAGGGGGGCCAAAGGGACGGCGAACCCCCAAGGACCCGAAACGAAAGGGGGACCGAAAAACACAGAAGCGGGGAGGCAGGAAAAACAGGGCAGAGGGGAGAGGGAGAGGGGAGGCGCAAGACAGAGGACGGGGGACAAAACAAGGGGGAGCAACGGGAAGGAAGGGGAGGGACCCAAAGGGAGCGGGGGAGGGGAAAAGAGCGGCAAAACGCGGGGAAAAGGGGACAGCAGCAACAAGGGAAGAACAAGGCAAGAGGGCGCGGAGGGGGAAGGACGGAAGGGCAAGCGGCGAAGCACAAGGCAAGGGGGGACAAAGGAGACAAAGGAGAAGGGCGCAAAGACGAAGGCAAAAGCGGGAACACGAAAGAGAACAAGACAGCGGGAACAGGGACAACGAAAGAAGAAGAGGGAGGGAGGAGCGGGAAAGGCGGCGAAGGCGAACGGGGGCGGGGAGCCAAAAGGAAGGCAGAGCGCAAGCAAGAAGGGCACAACAAACGAAGGCAGCGGAACGGGAAGACGAGAAACAAGCGGGCCAAGAGAAAGCGCGGAAGAGGGCGACCCGAAGCAGCGGACACGAAAGAGAAAAGAGGGGAGGCAGGGCAAAAAGGAAAACAAGGCAAGGCAGCCGGCAAGGCAAAAGAGGGAGAGACAAAGGCGCGAGCGCGAAGCCGGCGACAGAGGGACCGCGGGGGACCAGGGGAGCCAGCAAGGGGGAGGGGAAGAAAAGAGACGCGGGGGAGAGGAGAGGACGACACAAGAGAGACAGGGGGGCGGGCGGGAAAAAGAAGAAGGAAACAGAAACCAGCGCGGCCAAAGCGGGGGAGACAACGGCAAACAGAAAAGGAGCGCAAAAGAAGACGAAGAAGAGCAGAGCAGGGAACGGAAGGGGCAACAAAGGCAGAAAGGAAGGCGGGGCGCAAAAGGGAAGGGCCACCAACGGCGGCAGCACGAACGCCGCAGCAAAACGGAGGAGCCGAAAGAAGAAACAGAACCGGGAAAGAAGCGGCACGAACGAGGAGCGCGCACGCAGGACGACCGAAGAGAGGGGGGCGGAAGCCAGAAACACGGCAGGCGAGACACAAAAGAGAGCCGGGAGCAACAAAGCGCACAACAAGACACCAGAGGAGGGAGGGAAAGGGAAAACACCGAGGAGCGGGAGGGCAGGGCGGGGGGGCAGGGGCGGCAGACAGAACAACGGGAAAGAAGCAGCGAAGAGCGGGGACGAAAGAGCGGAGGAAGGGGGAGGCAGGGGAGACGCCGCGGGAAGCAAAGCAGGCAGAGGGCGAAACAAACGAACAAGGGGAAGGGAGGAAGCCAGGCAGGGCAAGGGGGAGGAACAAGCGGAGAGGAACCCAGCAGGAGGAAAACAGCAAGCAAGGCAAAGCAAAAGCCGCAGCAACCGGGGGACGAAAAGACCGCAGACGAAGAAGACAGACGCGCGGCCGACACGAAAGAGCAGCGAAAGGGGCAGGAACCCGAACCGGGGCGCAAGAAAAGGGGGAAGGCAACAGAAGGAGCCGGCAGCGAGCACAACAGCGGAACCAAGGAGGACAGGGAGCGACCGGAGAGGCCGGAAAGGGACGCGCAAAAGCAACAAGAGGCGGGGGAACCAGACCGGCGAGGGGGAAAAGAGCAGCCAGCAGAGCAGGGGAGGGGAAAGAGGCAAGAAGGGGGAAGAACAAGAGCCGCCGGGCACGAAAGGAGGAGGGCAGGGGGCGGGCACAAAGGGAACCAAAAACCAGAGAAGAAGCGCGAAAAGACCCAGACGGGGGAAGAGCCAGGCAAGAAGAGCGCCAGCAAGGGGAACGAAAGAAGGGAGGGGAACGGGGCCGAGACCAGCGCAGCAGAAGGGCAGGGGAACGAAAGGGGGGGGAGAAACAAAAGGAGGGAAGAGGGGCGCAGGGGGAGGAACAAAGCGCGGCGGGGGCGAAGGGGGAGGGCCAAGAAGAAGGGAGGGAGGGGGAGGAAACCGGCGCCCCGGGAGCGAGAGGGGAAGCGAGGCGCAGAGGGCGAGCGGGGCAGCCGAGAAGAACGGCAAAGGCGAGCAAAGGGAGGGCAAGAGCGCGGGCCGAAAGGGACGGCGGGAAGAAGAAGGAGAGGGGGAACAACCACCGGGCGGGGCAAGCAAGAAGGAGCGGGAAAAGGGGAGCAGCGCAAAAAGGCGCGGGAGGGCGGAAAGCAAGCGCCACGAGCCGGGGAGGAGACGCGCGCAGACGGGCGGAGCAAGGGCGGCGGCACGAAAGGAGGGGGGAGAAAACACGCGGGCGGAGAAAAGAGAAGGACCAGAGGCGGGGGGACAAAGCGACGGGGAGGACAGGAGCGGCGGAAGCACGAAGCCAAGCGGGGGGAAAAGGGCGCAAGCGGAGGAAAGGCAAAGGGGAGAGGAGGAGGAGGGGGGAACGGAACGAGGGCGGGGGGGCAAGGCAAACAAGGCCCAGAGGGAAGAGGCAGAAAGCAAGCCAAAGAGACCAAGGAGGGAAGCCGAAAAGGGGGCAGGGAGGGAAAAAGGGCGGGGAAAAGGCCAAGGAGCACAGCCCGCAGAAGGGACAGGGAGAAGGAAGGAAAGGAGGGGGAGCAAACAAACGGGCGAGGGAGGAGGGGGGCGCGCCGAGACCGGACAGCAAGCAGACCGGACAGGGCGGGGCGGGGGGGGGAGGGGCACGAGGGCAAGCGAAGCCGAAAGAAAGGCACCGAAGGGCAACCGAAAAAGAGAGGAAGAGAGCGGAAGGGAACGCAAAGGGGCGGGCGCGGGGAGCCAAAAGAGGGAGCAGGGGAGCGAGGGGGAGACGCAGACGCGGAGGGCGCGGGAGGGCGGAGGGAGCGAAAAAGGACCGCAGGAACCGGGCAGGGCCGAGGAGGACGAAGGGGGCGGGGGGAGGAAAAAGCAAAACGCGAGGGCCACAAGGACGGCGGAAGCCGAAGACAGAGCAGCGGGAAGCGGCGGGGCGCAAAGCGGAGGGAGGAGACACCAAGGAGAGAGGAGGGCAGAAAGGCACGAGAAGGGAGCAGAAAAGGCGAGAACACGAGGGCGAGCGCGAGGACGAACAAGCCGGGGCGGCACGCGCGGACCAAGCAGAGGGACAGCAAGGAGCACGGCAGGCGGGAGCAGGGCGAGAAAAAGAACAGAGCGCGGGAGGAGGGCAAGACGGAGGAGCAACGGGCAGAGAGACGCACGAAACCCGGAAGGGAAGCAAGAGGCGCGCGGCGAAGGCAGGAACGCGGAAGGAGGGAAAGGACAGAAAGCGAGAGAAGCAAAGCGGCAAAGAGGCGGGCGCGCGAAAAGCAAAAGAGGGGAGGCAGCCGCACACGCAAGGAGCGGGAGAAAGGAAGGACGACGAGGAGAAGAAAGGGCGCAGCGAACAAAAAGGCGAGGGGGGGCGGGCAGGGGCAGGAAGGAGGACGGGAAGCGAAAGAACCAGGACGGAGGCACGAGAAGGAAAGAGGGAAGGGCGCAGGGAGCCACGAGGGACGGAGCAACAGCGCAAGCAGGGCCGGGAACACGCGCAACACAGACGAAACCGGCGCCGGACACGGCCGAGAAGGAGGCACGAGAAGCGGCCACGCGGGGGGCAAGCCCAGGGGAGAGGGCAAAGAAAACAGGGGGCGGGAACGAAGCGACAGGGGGACGACGCACCCGCAGGCACCCCCACCAAGAGAGCAGCGCCGCGCAAGGCCACCGCAAGCAGCAAGAAAAAGAAAGCGGGAAGAACGGGGGAGGCCACGGGGACAAAGGGGGAGGGGAGCGGGGGCAGGAGCGGGGGAGGGAGGACGCGAGCAGGCAAAGAGGGGGCAGGAGCGAAAAGAGGGGGGAAGAGGCGCACGGGAGCGGGGGCCGAGAGAGGAGGCGGCGAGGGCAGGAGCGGGACGCAGGCACAAGAGCGGAGAGAAGGAGAAAGAGGGCAGGAAGGGAGAAGGGGAAAGGAAAAGAGCAACGAAGCGGAAAAAAGGGCCAAACGGCGAAAACAGCAGAGGCAGAGAAGCCGACAAGCGGCCGAAGGCCACCGGCAGAAGGCGGGAAGAAGAGGGGGAAAGGGGCAGGGACACCGACGCCAGGCCCAACACAGCACCAAAGGGACAAGGAAACGCAGGACAAAGGGAGCAACGAGGCCAGGGCGACAGAAGGCGGACGGCAGGGAACAAGCCACGCGGCGGGCGAAAGAGAAAGGCGGAGGAGGAAAAAGGGCGAAGGAGCAAACAGCGGAGGAAGGGCCGCAACCGAGGGAACAACGGAAGAGAGCACGAGGGGGCACGCGCGGCCGGAACGCAG
This is a messenger RNA of Ipomoea nil (Japanese morning glory), 7974 nucleotides long. Its product is annotated as filaggrin-like. NCBI's taxonomy places the organism in Eukaryota, Viridiplantae, Streptophyta, Magnoliopsida, Solanales, Convolvulaceae. The record is from RefSeq and is a predicted model, not a curated record. The annotation marks the transcript as partial. The transcript has a single exon.